Leishmania mexicana MHOM/GT/2001/U1103 is the source of this 1038-nucleotide messenger RNA. Its product is annotated as putative adenosine kinase. Gene Ontology annotation, biological process: purine ribonucleoside salvage. Bases 1 to 1038 code for a protein of 345 amino acids. Gene Ontology annotation, molecular function: adenosine kinase activity. Lineage: Eukaryota; Euglenozoa; Kinetoplastea; Trypanosomatida; Trypanosomatidae. Gene Ontology annotation, cellular component: nucleus; cytosol. The record is from RefSeq and is a predicted model, not a curated record. The transcript has a single exon.
AUGUCCGCGCUUCUGCAGCUCUACAUUCAGUGCAACCCGCUCCUCGACGUGUCUGCCCCUGUCGAUGACGCGUUCUUAGAGAAGUACAAGGUGCAGAAGUCGUCUGCCUGCCUAAUGGAGGAGAUCCAUAAGGGCAUCUUUGAGGAGCUAGAGCAGCUCCCCAACGUGACCUACGUCCCCGGCGGCUCCGGGCUCAACACCGCCCGCGUGGCGCAGUGGAUCGCGCAGGUCCCCAAGAGCAGCUUCGUCAAAUACGUUGGCUGCGUCUCGGACGACAAGUACGGUAAAAUACUCAAGGACGCCGCGGAAAAGGACGGUGUGAACAUGCACCUUGAGUACACGACAAAGGCACCCACCGGCUCGUGCGCCGUGUGCAUCUCAGGCAAGGAUCGCUCGCUGGUGGCGAACUUGUCCGCAGCGAAUUUUCUCUCCGCGGAUCACAUGCGCAGCAACGAUGUCGUUGAGACGCUGAAGGGCUGCCAGCUCUACUACCUCACCGGCUUCACGCUGACCAUCGACGUGAACUACGUGCUUCAGGUGGCGGAGGCGGCCCGUGCGUCGGGUGGGCAGUUCAUGAUGAACCUCUCCGCCCCCUUCGUGCUGCAAUACUUCACGGAGAACUUCAACAAGACGGUGCCGUAUUUCGACGUCAUCUUUGGUAACGAGAUCGAGGCCAAGGCACUUGCGGACGCCAUGAAGUGGGACCCCGCCAGCACCCACGAGUUGGCUAAAAAGGCAGCGACAGAGCUGCCGUACAGCGGCACUGGCGACCGCCUCGUCGUCUUCACGCAGGGCAGCCAACCGACGGUGUAUGCCACCCGCAGUGGCAAGACCGGGUCAGUCACGGUGCAGCCCAUCGCGCACGACAGCAUUGUGGACCUGAACGGCGCCGGCGACGCUUUCGUUGGCGGCUUCCUCGCGGCGUACGCAAUGAGCUGCAGCAUCGAGCGGUGCUGCGAGGUGGGCAACUACGCCGCCGGUGUCAUCAUCCAGCACAACGGCUGCACCUAUCCCGAGAAGCCGUCUAUCUCUCCGUGA